AUGCAGGAAGAUAUAGUGCUUUGCAAGAUUUACAGAAAAGCAACCUCUUUGAAAGUUUUGGAGGAAAGGGCAGCCAUGGAAGAAAAAUCAAGGACAACCCAUCCGACGCCACCGUCUCCUCCAUCACAGGGAAACUUUUCUAGCACCAACCCACAAGAAAGCUUUGUGGCACUCACAGUGCCCCUAGAGGAGGACAUUGUUUUCAAGACAGAAGAAGAACAAGAGCACGAGAGCAAAGUUUCCUUACCUUCAUUAAUUGGAUUUGGGUCCAUGAAAGACAACUUAACAGAGCUUGAAGUGCCCAAGUUCAACAUGGAGUUCAUGACAGUGGAUCAUCCAUUGUGGAGCCAAUUGAGAAGCCCAUGGCUAGACAAUUGGAGCACCUAUGCCAAUGCGCUCAACUUUUGA
This is a messenger RNA of Camellia sinensis, 408 nucleotides long. The record is from RefSeq and is a predicted model, not a curated record. NCBI's taxonomy places the organism in Eukaryota, Viridiplantae, Streptophyta, Magnoliopsida, Ericales, Theaceae.